AUGACCUUAGCUGCUACUAUGGCAUAUAUCUUGAUGUCACUUUUCAUACUAAUAUUCACCGUCGAUGUUAAGACAAUUCCAGUCCAAACACAAGAGUUUCACACUUCUAGCGCACCGUCAGAAGAAAAUAGCACUGGUAUUUACUCUUUGACAACAACGGAUUCCACCGGAGCCGAAAAAAAUUAUUAUCUCAAUAUGUCAAAUUACGAAGAAGUAACGCACAAUCCACCUGUCGUCGAUGGUUCGACACUUAGUUCUUCAUGGUUCACGCUUCCGGUUGAAACACUCGUAUCCAACAAUACUUCUGGCCCACCAUCAGAAGAGAAUAAAAAAAGUACUGAUGUACACCCUUUGACGAUGAUGUUGACCACAACCGAUUCCAUCGAAAUCGAAAAUGAUUCUCACAAUAUGUCCAACAACGAAAAAGUGACGCACGAUCCACCAGAAGGUGUCGAUGGUUCGACACUUAUUCCUUCAUGGUUCACGCUUCCGGUUAAAGCGCACGUAUCCAACCAUACUUCUGACCCACCGUCAGCAGAGAAUAGCACUAAUGUUUAUCCUUCAUCGACGACAAUAUCGACAUUAGAUUCCGUUGAAGCCAGUAAAAAUGUUCCUAUUGUUGCGCCCAGUGACGUAGAAGUUUUCGUGACGCACAACUUAUCGGACCUCGAUUGUUCAAAUAUUUCUCAUAUGUACACAUUUACUGUCAAAACACCCAUGUACAACACGACUGAUGGAUCGUUUACAGAAAAUAGCACUUAUACAUACCCUUCGGAGAUUAUUUUGACGACCACAACCGAUUCCACCGAUACAGAACAUGCUCCUUUUAAUAUGUCCAACUACAAAGAUGUGUGUGGAAGGCAACUUAUCCCAAUGUCUAGAAUAGUCGGAGGUGAUAAAGCUUCUUUCGGUGAGUGGCCGUGGCAAAUUUCAUUAAGACAUAAAAAUACGUAUAAACACAAAUGUGGGGCAGUAUUAAUCAAUGAUAACUGGGCUAUAACUACUGCUCAUUGUGUUAGAAACGUUUCAAUGAAUGACAUACAUCUCGUCCUCGGUAAAUACGAUUUUUCAGUAAUAGAUGAACCUUAUGGUUUCCUAAUUAGGAAAUUGCAGACAGUCAUUAUACAUCCAAAUUACAAUACCUAUGCUAUGGAACAUGACUUGGCACUGUUGCGAUUUGAUGAACCUGUCAUAUUUCAACCGAACAUUCUACCUGUUUGCAUUCCAGAGGAUGAUUCAAAUUUUGUAGGAUAUUCUGCUCACAUCACUGGAUGGGGUGCUUUGUAUUAUGGUGGACUCUCGACUGUUGCGCUACAAGGAGCAACGGUUUCAGUGCUCAACAAUUCCGUUUGCGAAAAUAUGUUCCGCUCGGCCGGAUAUAUAAAGAAGAUACCGGACACAUUUAUCUGUGCGGGUUCCAUAGAUGGUGGUUACGAUGCUUGCAAAGGCGACUCGGGUGGGCCCAUGGUUGUACAGAGACCCGACAAUCGCUGGGUAGUGGCCGGUAUCAUAGCGUGGGGCAUGCGAUGUGGGGAACCAAAUAGCCCUGGAGUGUACAUGAGGAUCUCAAAGUUCAAAGACUGGAUCAAUAAAAUAAUAUCGCAAUCAAUACAAGGCGAACGCUCGACAUAUAACGUCACAUCGAUUAGGUAUCUUUAG
Molecule: messenger RNA, 1659 nt
Organism: Macrosiphum euphorbiae (potato aphid)
Lineage: Eukaryota; Metazoa; Arthropoda; Insecta; Hemiptera; Aphididae
Source: the annotation of a GenBank genome assembly